Messenger RNA from Closterium sp. Yama58-4, 723 nucleotides. The record is from the annotation of a GenBank genome assembly. NCBI's taxonomy places the organism in Eukaryota, Viridiplantae, Streptophyta, Zygnematophyceae, Desmidiales, Closteriaceae.
AUGGGCCCACCACCUGCUUCCGCUGCCGUAGUGUCCGCCGCGCGCCCCGUGGUGCGCGGCGGCGAAACCCUAAUUUUUCAUCCCGCCGCGCCCUCGAAGCGUGCGGCGGUUUUCUGCCCGCCGUGCGCGCUCGGAGCGUGCGGCGGUUUUCUGCCCGCCGUGCGCCCCGAGGCGCGCGGCGGUUUUCUGCCCGCCGUGCGCCCCGAGGCGCGCGGCGGCUUUCUGCCCCGUCGCCCCCGCGUCGCCCCGCGUCGUUCCCGUCGCCCGCGGACCCCCGUUCCCGUCGCCCGCGGCCCCCCCGUUCCCGUCGCCCGCGGCCCCCCCGUUCCCGUCGCCCGCGGCCCCCCGUUCCCGUCGCCCGCGGCCCCCCGUUCCCGUCGCCCGCGGCCCCCCGUUCCCGUCGCCCGCGGCCCCCCGUUCCCGUCGCCCGCGGCCCCCCGUUCCCGUCGCCCGCGGCCCCCCGUUCCCGUCGCCCGCGGCCCCCCGUUCCCGUCGCCCGCGGCCCCCCGUUCCCGUCGCCCGCGGCCCCCGUUUCGUCGCCCCGCGCCCCCCCUUUCGUCGCCCCGCGCGGACGCCAGCGCCACGGCCAGCCGCGAGCGCCAGCGCGGCCCCCUGAGCGCGUGCCGCUCAGCACCGGGCGGAACCACCGCUCGCCCGGCCCUGCAGGCAGUUAAUUGGCGCGCGCGGAGCGCUGCGGCUGCGGCCAUCUCUAAAAUGUUCUGA